This is a messenger RNA of Ixodes scapularis (black-legged tick), 1542 nucleotides long. RefSeq names its product neprilysin-11-like. Gene Ontology annotation, molecular function: metalloendopeptidase activity. Lineage: Eukaryota; Metazoa; Arthropoda; Arachnida; Ixodida; Ixodidae. The coding region runs from base 1 to 1542 and encodes 513 amino acids. The record is from RefSeq and is a predicted model, not a curated record. Gene Ontology annotation, biological process: protein processing. Gene Ontology annotation, cellular component: plasma membrane. The transcript has 6 exons.
AUGCAGUGGCAACUGCCGGUCCUUCUGCGCCUGCGCAACAACGCCCUCGUCCAGUCGGGUGACGUGAGCUGCAUCCUGUUCGAGGGCGUCCCCAUGUACUGGUGGCGCGCUCGUGUUGAGCGCAUGCUCAGGGAGGGCUCCUACGAAGGCUACGUCAGGGAGUACAUCCGAGCCUUCAAGCGCACUCCCGAUGACGACAAGGAGUUUGUAGCGAACGUAAGCCGUCGCCUGCAGACCGUGGAGAGGCACUUCUUGGACCACAGGGACGACUUCUUCGAGCGCGAGGGGCUCCUGGAGAAGCUCACCGUCGGCGAGCUCGAGGCCAAGUACACGAGCGAGAUCAGCACCGUGCGUUGGGUCGAUGCUAUCAGCUGGGCAUGGGCGCGUACGGUGAACGAGUCCUACACUGUGUACUUGGCACAUCCGGCGGCCCUGGAACUCUUCAACAGUCUCCUGCUCAACUUCUCGUCGGAGGACGUUGAGCUGUUCAUUGGCUGGCUCGUCAUCCAGACACUCGCACCCUCCGUCAGUCUCAAACUCAGGGACCUGCUGUUCGUCAACACCACCGUCGAACAGGGUCCUUACUCGUGGCUCACCCUAGAGCGCUGCCUGGAGCUCACGAGCUCCUUGUUCGGCGUGUCGGCAUGGAGCCCGCUGCUCCGCGAGCGCGUGACGCUGCAAACGCGCGACGGAGCCGUCCUGUUGCUCGAGGCCAUUGAAAACUCCCUCAAGGCCAGGCUGAAGGAGAGCGACUGGAUGGACGGACAGUCCGUGGACAUCGCGCAGCGUACCAUCGAGAGCAUGAAGAGCGUCGCGGGACAUCCCGCAGAAGUCGAGAGCAACGCCGUGCGAUACGGGCUCUACAAAAAGGUGCCUGACCUGCGGGAGAACUUCUUCGACUCGUGGCAGCAGAUUACAUUGUCUAUCAUCCCCUUGGUGAAGAGAUCGUGGGGCUACGCCGACCUGUACACGUACGAUCCCAUGGGGCACGGAGUGCAUUUCUACGAUGACUCCCACACCUUGGCGAUGCCGGACCAGAACCUGGUGAUGCCAUACUUCCACCAGGCUGCACCCAGAGCCGUCAACAUGGGAGGCCUCGGCGCCCUGGUGGCCAGAGGCUUCAUGCAGGCCUUCGACCGAACCAGCGAGUCCAUCGGAGGUAUCAAUCGCAACUCGUGGUCAGCCAGCACCAAGAAGGCAUUCGAGGACCGGUACGCGUGCGUGGCCCAGGCCUACGGAGAGGACUGGGACGAGCGCAUUGCGCGGCGCCAAUUCGGCGACCUAGCAGCCAUCCAUUCGCUCUACAAGGCCUUCUCGCCGGCUCCGACACUGCGGCGCCGUCUGUACGGCCUCGAGGAGUUCACGCCGGAUCAGACCUUCUUCGUGAGCUUCUGCCACGCGCUGUGCGUCCGAGAUCCCGCCGACAGGGUCGCCAGGGCGCGGUGUAACGUGCCACUCAUGAACCUUCGUUGGUUCUCCGAAGUCUUCGGCUGUCGCAAGAGAGAGCGGAUGAAUCCUUCCAAGAGGUGCGCAUUUUGGUAA